Molecule: messenger RNA, 1632 nt
Organism: Rubroshorea leprosula
Lineage: Eukaryota; Viridiplantae; Streptophyta; Magnoliopsida; Malvales; Dipterocarpaceae
Source: the annotation of a GenBank genome assembly
ACCUUCAUUUGCACGUAUGGUAGCUUAUUUUUGCACACUUAAUGAGACAAGGGAAGAGACUUAGGAAAGAUGUCACAUCUCAUUCUAUUGCUAAGAAGGCUAAGGAGUCAAUUUUUUCAGUCGAUACCUCCAAACCUGAUUUGAAGUUGCUAAAAGAGGCUUAUGGCUUGUUGUCCUCUAGAGAGAAGCAUGACUUUGAGGUUCAAUUUGGGUGCAUCAGGGAUCUAUUAUCAGUGGUGCUGAAUUGGAACUUGUUCCGAGCUAUGUUGAAAUUCUGUGUCCUUCAAUAUCAAGCUUUUGUGUUCCCACAGUUUGAGUUGUUCACGUUAGAAAAAGUUCAAGAAAUGUUGCAAGCUAUAUGGAGGUUUCCAUUUGAAUUCUCACAACCAUUGGUGACAAUUAGAGAUGAUUCUUAUUGGUUUGAUUGGAAUGCAACAUUAAUGGCUUUGGGAAAGAGAUUGGAAGGCAUGACAUCGUCUCAAAAGAUUAACUUUGUGGCAUUAGGAAUUUAUGGCAUGGUGGUCUUUCCUAUGGUGGUAGCUUUGUUUGAGCAAUUGUUGCACACUUCAGCAUUUAAUCCUACUUCUAUAGUGAUAGUUGAAACUUUGUGGUCUAUGAAAGAAAUCUGGGCUAAAAGAUCCGGCCAUUUCUCGGGUUGCAUCGAGUUGUUUACUACAUGGGCACAUGGUCACUUGAGGGGUCCUCAAUUUGAAGCUUUAUUCAGUGUUCCUGUGAAAGAUAGAAAGACAGAGGAUUGGCAUCGAUCACUUCUAGUAGCAACUAUUAAUGAUGUCGGAUUUGUUCUCCUGACUUGGAAUGAUACUCAUUAUCUUGCUCCACUUGAAGGACAUCACUCUAUUCCUUUGUUGGGUAUUCAUGGAGGGGUUACAUAUUCAGUGAAGUUGGCAUCUUGUCAAUUUGGAAAAGCACAAAGCGUUCCCUAUCUUGAUGACGCAUUACAGUCACACUUUGAUUACAUGUCUUCCCCAGCAAUUGUAUCCAAAGCACAUGAGGAGCAAUGGAGAUUGAGUUGGAUAGCUAAGCUUUCUUUGCCAUUGGAGGUGACCAAAAUGAAAAACUUUACCAUCAUGGACUUAACUGCUAAGCUGGGACUUAGCCAGGCUCAAAGAUGUCAGUUGCUAGAAAAGUAUGAUGAGUUAGCUCUUGAUCAUGAAUUGCUUAAAAGAGGGAAGGAGUUGGCCGAUCAACAAGUGGCAAGGUUGAAAGACAAGAUUGCCUCUUUAAAAAGGGAUUUGGCUGCUAGCAAGAAAAUUUGUGGGAAGCAAAAAAGGAGUUUGGAGUUUGCUGAAGAACAACGGAAAAAGCUGCUACAGGUAAAGGUGGAUCUUAAGGCAAAAGAAAAGGAGAACAAAGAGCUUGUGGAGAAAGUGAUUAAACAGCAAGAGUUGAAAGGAAAAGUGAUAAAGUGGAGGAAUGCUUACAACAAGUUAUUGUCUGAUUAUGAUGCUCUACAAAAGGAAUUAUGAACGGCAAAGCGAUCAAAGCAAGGUGAGAAGGAAAGCACAACUUGAGGAGCUUGGGGAAAGAUGGGUUGCUUGGGAGCUAUUGUACAAACAUCAUAAAUUCAGAUUUGUCAAUGAAAACUUACUUGAAUGAAUGCAAUCUUUUCUU